This is a messenger RNA of Xenia sp. Carnegie-2017, 1903 nucleotides long. Its product is annotated as major facilitator superfamily domain-containing protein 9-like. The coding region runs from base 304 to 1611 and encodes 435 amino acids. The transcript has 5 exons. Gene Ontology annotation, biological process: transmembrane transport. Gene Ontology annotation, cellular component: membrane. Gene Ontology annotation, molecular function: transmembrane transporter activity. The record is from RefSeq and is a predicted model, not a curated record. Lineage: Eukaryota; Metazoa; Cnidaria; Anthozoa; Malacalcyonacea; Xeniidae.
ACAUUUGAAAUACAAAUCAUUUUAAAGUACAAAUCAAAUUAAUAAUUGCAACUUUAUCCACAACACUGACCAUAAUGCAUCGCAGAUGCAUAAAUGUUUCCCGUUUCCUACAGGCACCUUAGUGCCUCAGAUCAUAACAUACCGGGAUCGUAUCAGAAAUUUUGAUGUUUGUUUUUAUAUAGAAUUCUCACAAAUUUCUUUUGUUAAGCAAAUUUUUAUGAACAUCCGGUCAAAGUGUUACAAGUACAACUGGCUUUCGCUACGUCUUUCUUAUUCUUCCGUGGAUAAUCGUAAUAAGUCGCGAUGCUUUCUCGUCAAAAGUUGAUCAAGUGUUGUUAUUUUGUUGCAUUUAUGGAUUUGUUCGCAGUUGGUAUGUUGCUACCAUUGUUCAGCCGUCGUGGUCGUGAACUUGGAGGGUCUCCUUCGAUGAUUGGUCUCGUAGGAUCCAUUUAUGGCUGUUUACAGUUCUUGUCGAGCCCAAUAAUGGGCAAGGCAAGUGAUGUUUGGGGUCGGAAAUCGGUCUUGCUUCUUAGCUUUUUUGGUUGUUUCAUUGGUUAUUUAUACAUGGGUUUGGCAAGCACGAUUCUCAUGUAUGCUCUGGCUCGAUUACCUACAGGCCUUUUGAAACAUAGUCAGUCAUCAGCAAAAGCUUAUUUAUCGGACAUCACAUCACCUGAGGAAAGAUCAGGUGUAUUUGGUUGGUUCAAUGCAUUUGGAAGUUUUGGUUUCAUAAUCUCACCCAUUAUUGGUGGUACUGUUGCUAUGCACGACAAUGGAUACUUCAAGGUUUCACUUUUGAGCUGUAGCGUGUAUGUGUUGGCUAUAAUAUUUGUAUGGUUUGUCUUUGAUGAAAAUAAAAUAAAGUUGGAAAACUCCUACGUGGAUAAAAAAGUUGUGGAAGUGUUGGAGGGUGAUGAGAAGGUCAAUAUGAAUCUUAACAGACAUAAAAAGUUUGAAAUGGAAAGUGACUUGGUUAAUGACAAACAGAAUGACAAAGAGAAAUCAUUUUUCUCCAGAAUCGUCAAUGUUGUUGCUGUUUCAUCAAUUGUGAGUGUUUUUGACUUGUUGCUGAUACGCAUCAUUAUGGCUCUAGGUAUGUUAAUAUAUCGUAGUAAUUUUACUGCUAUGUUGGAUUAUCGUUAUGGUGUAAAUGCUAAAACAACAGGCUACAUUAUAUCCUAUGGUAGUAUUGCUGGAGCAAUAUCUGGUAUGUCAGUGGGCUCUAUAUAUAGUUACAUACAAAGUGAUGUAAAGAUGAUGUCGAUUGGUGGAAUUUUGAUGAUGUCAUCUUUAUUUGGGAUAGCGAUGUCACCAAGUAUUUAUACAGUACUUAUAUGUAUGAUACCAUUGGCUCUCUCCAGUGCCAUAAUGAGAGUUAAUUCGUACAAUCUAAUGUUAAAGCGUGUCAAACCAAAGGAAAAAGGUGCCGUCAUGGGUAUCGCAGACUCAUUGACAUCCAUUGCAAGAAUGUUAUCACCAGCUAUUGCAGGUUUUGCUGAAGAAGUUAGUGCUAUUGGACCAUGUUGGAUUGCUACACUUUGUGGCUUCAUUGGUGUUGUAAUUAUGUUGAAUUUAAAACAGGAUGAUGAUAGACGUGAGAAAAUUGAAUAAUUAUAAAAUAAUGCUGUAGUUAAUUUUUCAUUUCUAAUUUUAAAUUUAGACAUGGGCAUUUGUUAUCACAUUCCAAAGAAUAAGGUCUCACCACUGAAUGCGCUGUACGUUUACUUAAUUUAUCAAACACUUCAUCCACCCAUGACUGUAACAUAGCUCUAUUGUCUAGAAAUAACUCAUCAAAAUUAUUUCGCAAAGUUAUUUCUUAAAUUCUCUUAAUGUUGUACAGUUUUCUAAUAUCUUCAUGAAUUAGACGUUAAUAAAUUGAGCUAGUUUCAAAAUGAACCAAUAA